GAUUUUUUGUGCUCAGGCAUAUUUUAGGUCACCUCCUCAUUCUAAGAUAUACUGUGACCUCUAUUACUGUUGGAAAAAAAAAAAAAAAGGAGGCAGAGUCCAUUGAUUUUUUUUUUCUUAUUAGACGAUGUAACCAGUCUCUGUCAAGGCACAAUGGUAAUUUAAAGAGAAUAACCCUUUCGCUUUGUGUACAGUCAAAACAAGACGCGCUUAUGUCCUCCUCGCCGCUUCAUUUGCGAUUCUGGGUGUUCUGUGCUGUCGGUGUAUAAUCUGUUUCACUGCAUCAACAUGGGUGUGAUCGGUGUACAGCUGGUGGUUACCAUGGUGAUGGCCAGUGUCAUUCAAAAAAUAAUCCCUCAUUAUUCCUUCGCACGAUGGCUUCUCUGCAGCGGCAGUCUGCGGUGGUACCAGCACCCCACGGAAGAUGAGUUGAGGAGCUUAGCUGGGAAACAAAAAGCCCAGAAGAGGAAAAAGAGGAAGCACAAUGGCUACAUUGAAAAGCCUCUCACUGUUCCCAAGGACAUAGACCUGCAGCUGGAGAUGAAAUGUAUCACAGAAGUCAACACAUUAGCAUUGCACUACUUCCCAGAGUUCCAGUGGCUGGUAGAUUUCACAGUGGCAGCAACUGUGGUGUAUCUGAUAACAGAACUCUACUACAGUGUGGCUCAGCCCUCGGGAGAGAUGAACAUCAGUGUGGUCUGGUGCCUGCUUGUACUCGCCUUUGUCAUCAAGACGCUUUUCUCUUUAACGACCCACUACUUUAAGCUGGAGGAAGGAGGCGAGCGCUCGCUCUGCAUUACAUUUGCUUUUUUCUUUUUUGUGAAAGCCUUGGCCAUCCUCAUCAUCACUGAGAACUACCUUGAGUUUGGUCUGGAGACUGGUUUUGCAAACUUCUCAGACAGCGCUCUACAGUUUCUGGAAACACAGGGUUUGGAGUCCCAGGGUCCAAUCUCUAAACUCACAUUCAAGCUGAUUCUAGCAUUGCUCUGUUCUCUAAUGGGAGCCUUUCUAACCUUCCCUGGUCUAAGAUUGGCCCAGAUGCACCUGGAUGCACUUAAUCUGACCACAGCCAAAUUUACUCAAGCUCUGCUUCAUAUUAACUUCCUCUCCCCUCUAAUUAUGGUCCUGCUGUGGGUCAAGCCCAUCACCAAGGACUAUAUAAUGAACCCCACUCUGGGAAAGGAGAGUGUGCCUUUGAUGAGUGAGCAGACAUAUGACACGCUGCGUUUAUGGGCCAUCAUUCUCAUGUGUGUUCUGCGGCUCGCUUUGAUGAGACAUCAUUUGCAAGCCUACCUCAACUUGGCCCAGAAGGGCGUAGACCAGAUGAAGAAGGAGGCAGGACGGAUAAGUACUGUCGACCUGCAGAAGAUGGUUGCACGUGUUUUUUACUACUUGUGUGUAAUCGCACUACAGUAUGUGGCACCCCUGGUGAUGCUGCUGCAUACAACAUUACUGCUAAAAACAUUAGGAGGGCACUCGUGGUGGGUCUACCCUGAAGAAAAUCUGCCCUGCACCCACAAUAUGAACUCUGACUUUAUAAUGCAAGCAGCAGGAGCAGUAGCUCCGGCAGCAGCUUCAGCUGUAGAAACAGGGGCUGGAGCGUCAGUAGCACAGCUCUCUGUGGCCCUGAGGGGCCUGCGGACUGUUUUUAGCCCUUCACUUUUCAGGGGUCUGUUCUCCUUCUUUACUUGGUGGAUUGCCGCCUGCCUCUUCUCCACCUCCCUCUAUGGUCUCUUCUACCAUCAGUAUCUCAUGGCAGCAUAGCAUCGGCACACCAGCAGCGACAGACUGCACCACAGUCACUGUAUGUCCAGCCUGGUCAGAAAAGAGGAAGGAAGGUUCAGGCGGGUUGGUACGGUGCAAUGUGAUUUGGGUGGCGACUGCUGCCCCUGCGACCCGGUAACGGAUAAGCGGAUGAAAAUGGAUGGAUGGCUGGAUGAAUAUGAGGAAAAGUCGGCACAAGUCGUGCAGUACAGGAACAUGCACACGCACACAUACUCACGCACAGACCCGGUGGUCACCUAGACCCGAAGGACUGCACAAGGGUUAAUGGGAACUAAUCUGUUAGUUGUGUUGAUUUUUAACUUUGAUUUGAUAAUUCUGUCACACCCAGACUAAUUUGUCCCUAAUGACUCUCUUAUUGUUGAUUUGUUUGGGUUUUUUUUAAUGUGUCGUGGCCUGUAAACAUUUCUAAUUUUCAACCACUUCCUUUACAACUGUAAAUAUAAAAUCACUAAAAAUAUAAAUCACUUUAUUUGUGCAUAUUGGUUUAAUCGGGUUUGACAAAUCAACAACCUCUAUUUUAAACAUUAACAAUGAGAGCCGUGAGCUGGGAACUUCCCAGAAUUCAGAUGAAGCUUCUCUCGUUUGUUACCACUGAAAGUGUUUUAUCAUUUGUUAUUGGCUUCACCGAGGGCAUCACACAUUGUUGUUCUUACAUGUAUUCAUUUCUGCUCUGGUCUUAAAUAAAUUACGUUCUUUAAAAAUG
This is a messenger RNA of Cynoglossus semilaevis (tongue sole), 2488 nucleotides long. Its product is annotated as transmembrane protein 161B-like. Lineage: Eukaryota; Metazoa; Chordata; Actinopteri; Pleuronectiformes; Cynoglossidae. The record is from RefSeq and is a predicted model, not a curated record.